ACCCUACAGGCUUGUGGCUGGGAAGGAGAGAAUGUCUGUAGAGAGCCCAGUGCUUCUUCCUCUCAGAGGCCUGGGUCCUGCCUAGAGCUCUGACUCAGGCGAGCACCUGCAGACAAUCAGCCCUGAGAGCACCAUAUUUUACGGAGGGGGGGGGGGAGUGCCACCCUGCCUCAAUUAACUGUCCCCAUCCAGGAUCUGGCUCUCAGCGCGGGACUCAGGUGCCCGCUACACCCCUGCCUGGGCGUUGCCCAGGAACCGCGCCGCCGCAGUGCAGCUCGGACCCCGGGCACCCGCGGGACGCGCUCCCGGCUCUCACCCGGCUCUCGGCUCCGGCCGUGGGAUCCAGCACCGCCCACGGCACCUAGGCUGCUGCUAUGGGGAAUCUACCAUCUGCUGCGAAGCACUGCCUCAACUACCAGCAGCUUCUCCGCGAACAUCUCUGGAGCGGAGACUCAGUGGCAGGGGCGCUGGAUGCGGCGCAGGAAGCAUCUCAGUUACCUGGACUCCCUGAAUAUGUGAAAAUAGUCGAAGUUGGACCAAGGGAUGGAUUGCAGAAUGAAAAGGUUAUAGUUCCCACAGACAUAAAAAUUGAACUCAUCAAUCAACUUUCCCAAACUGGCUUGUCUGUAAUAGAAGUAACCAGCUUUGUGUCUUCCAGAUGGGUACCACAGAUGGCUGACCAUGCUGAAGUGAUGCGAGGCAUUCGUCAGUAUCCAGGAGUUCGCUAUCCUGUCCUUACACCUAAUCUUCAGGGUUUUCAGCAUGCUGUUGCUGCUGGAGCCACGGAGAUAGCAGUUUUUGGUGCUGCUUCAGAAUCUUUUAGCAAGAAGAAUAUUAACUGCUCCAUUGAAGAAAGUAUGGGAAGGUUUCAGGAGGUCAUCAGCUCUGCAAGACACAUGGACAUCCCAGUGCGAGGGUACGUGUCCUGCGCCCUGGGCUGCCCAUAUGAAGGAAGCAUCACACCACAGAAAGUCACAGAAGUUUCAAAGAGAUUGUAUGGUAUGGGCUGCUAUGAAAUAUCUUUGGGCGACACGAUUGGAGUUGGUACUCCAGGCAGCAUGAAGAUGAUGUUGGAAAGUGUCAUGAAAGAAAUCCCUCCAGGGGCUCUUGCUGUUCAUUGCCAUGACACAUAUGGACAAGCCCUCGCAAAUAUCCUAACAGCUCUUCAGUCUAUUGGCUCCUUUGGUAGUUAAUAAAAUCUAAGAACCUCUGAUUAUAUUUUCGGUUGUAUCCUUUCCCAUAUAUACAAUCUCUUUGUAAAAUAUGGCAGGCAGAAGGCAGGAGGGAAGCAAGAUGGCCUGAGAAAGCAGGAGUAUUCUUCCAGCUCCUUAUUAUCUAAGAGUUCAUUUAUGGUUUCAGCAUAAACACAUGGGUAAAAAGUGUCACAACAACUUGUGUAUUUGCAAACAUGUUGUGAGGACUGAGAGUUCACCGUAAAUGGACAGUUGGGAAAAUGGUCAAAAGCAGAGGCAGGCAAAGGACACUUGUGCUUCACAGUCUUAGAUGGUCCCUUCUUCUGUACAAGUCAGUUUGCCUCUGGGUUGCAUAUAGUUUGGUAAGAUAUUAACAACUGAAGGAAGACACAUAUGCUCCCACUUUGUAGAAACUAUAGAUAUUUCAGACAAUCUUUAAGUCUCUUACAAUUUUGAAUUCAUUGAAGAUAGCCAGGUUUGGCUUUGGAAUGUUGCUUUAGACACAUGUGGGUCCUAGUCUCUAACGGUCCUGGAUAAAGAGAAGUCUACCAGAGACCAUUCUAAUCCCACCUUUUAAUAGAAAUGGCAGUAACAACAGUAAAACAAGCAGGUUUAAAUUUAGAUAACAAGAAUCUUGGACAAAAAAACCCUUAAUGUUUCAGUGUAGGGGAAAUGAGAGAGCCCAGCUUCAUUAGCAACAUGGCUAACCUUGGCUUCAGGAAGCAGGGGCUAUACUGCAUUUUAAUGGAAUCUUUGAAGUGGCUUCUAGUAAAAUUUGUGAUGUAUGUAGAGUAGAUAUCAUUUGCUUUCAUUUAGGGGAGGAGAAACAGUUUGCAAUGUUCCAAACUAGAAGUUACUAUUAAGGCAAGGAGACACGUAAUAAGUAGAAACUUGGCUGCAGUGGUAGGAAACAAAUGGGAGUUAUAAACGAAAUGCCCCCCUCAGUCUGGGAAGCACAUCCAGUUGGCUGGUAGAGGAACCUUUCUUGGAUUUUCAGGUUUUAUGUUUUUUUUUUAAUUACUUAAACAUGUAACUUAUAGGACCACAUGGGUAUGUGGACAUCUAUAAUUCAUAAUUAUCAGAUACUUUUAAUGGAGAGAAAAUAUUCUGAUUAUAGAUGUAGUGUGGGAUAUUUAUACCUACCAAAAAGCAAUAGAGCAAGAGAAUGAGGUGAUAAAGUGUACAACGGUUUAGUAAUGGAAGAAACAUACAUGGCCCUACAUACUUGUCUUCAAGUUUAUGCAAAAGCCGAGUUUUAUCCUGUUUCAUAUUCCCCAAGUCCCCAAAUAAAACACCAGUUUAACAAAUUGGUUAAUCUACUUAAUAUAAAACAAUUGCUCAUUUUUCUCCAUUAAAAUGUUUUGAGCCCUCAUAAUUAGGUAAAGCAGGGUAAAACAAAUAAGACCCAAUGCUACAAAUAGCAGUUCCAUGCUAAUUGCUAGCAUAGAGACAAAGCAGAAAGCCCAACAUUUCUCAUGAAGAAAUACUACAUGCUUUUUUUUCCCCUUAAAUUUAAUAGACCUCUAGCUAGUGUGCCUUUCCUUAUAAUGCUUUCCAUAUGUUUAUUAUUCUCUUUUAGAAAGACUAAAUUAUUAACCUAAUUUUUACAUCAAAAGCAUUCAUGGUUUUAUGUAGACUCUUACUAACCAUGUUAAAAUGCCACCAAACUACAAGUUUUUCUUAAUGUAAUUGGUUUAUGUGGUUUUCAAAGAGGAUUUAAAACAAUUUCCACAACUACCUAGCCAAGCCUUUCUCUUUUUCACUUCGAACUUGUUACAAAGGGUGUAAUUGUGCAAAAUUGAGACAAGUCACAGAAUUUCCAGAAGAAUUCCUUGAUAAUGGUGCAGUUGGUUGGCAAACUCAUAACAGUUACUUCAAUUACUGCCUUAGCCAACUAUAUUAACAUGUAGCAUGUAUCUUAUUUAUGAGUAGAGCCAUAGUUCAGAGCAUUGAGCAGCAAAUAUAUUUUGUAAUUGCAUGCGUUAGAUGGUGUUCACUUACUUGAUACAGUUAAAACAGCUAAGUAAAAUAGAUGUCCCAGCAGGAAAAGAAUGCAGGGAUUGCUGGGGUAAGAUGGUGAGCGAGAAGCUUCCUCUGCUCCAUAGGAGACCCCACAUUACAGGAAAAGAAAGAAACAAACAAACAGAGAAGGUGAGAAGGAAGGGACAGAGCAGCUACACAUCAUAAAGAGGUAGAAAGUUACCACCAAAGAGCAGGAAAUUUCCCGAGGGGGACAUUUAAGGAAAGGACAAAUAUAGAACCCCAAGUAAAAAAGACCCAGAGAGCCUCCUCCAAACCAUCUUACUGUUACAUUUCUAAGUGUGCAGCAGAGAGGGAGCGUGUAGGAAGCUGUGCAACAUGUGUCGUGAGAAUCCAUCAGCAUUAACACCAAACUUCAGCAGAAACUUUCAGGCAAAGAAAAUGGAGAUUAUUGGAUAUCAAGGCUUCCAAUCACCAUUGCCGUAAAACUGCAGGGGAAACAAAGAUAUUCCAUUAUUAAACAAAAAAUGCCAGGCAUGGUGGCGCACACCUUUAAUCCCAGCACUUGGGAGGCAGAGGCAGAUGAAUUUCUGAGUUCAAGGCCAGCCUGGAGUGAGUUCCAGGGCAGUAAGAGCUACACAGAGAAACCCUGUCUUGAAAAACAAAACAAAACAAAGAAAAAAGAAAACAACAACACACACACAAGAGAGAGAGAGAAAGAGAGAGAGAAACAGACACAGAGAGACAGAGAGAGAGAGACAGAGAGAGAGAGACAGAGAGAGAGAGACAGAGAGAGAGAGACAGAGAGAGACAGAGAGAGAGACAGAGAGAGAGAGAGAGAGACAGAGAGAUUGGUUCACACCCAAGAAUAAAUCCUGUUAGGAGAAUAGACAAAAAGAAAACAGAGAGAUUGGACAAUGUAUUUGUGAAUAAUUGAUUGGCUAGUGAUAUAACCAGGAGAGAUAUGAUAUAUUUUUUAAAAAUCUCAGCAUCAAAUUAAAAUGAAAAUUUGAGUUAUGAAUACCUAUGAGACACAAUGAAGGCAAUUGUAAGUAGGAAAUCUUUAUGUCUAUGUUUUGGCAUCUUAAACAAAAGAUCUCAGAUCACAAACUAGUGAUGUACUCUUGGUCUUAGAAAAAAUUACUAGAGAAAAACUAUCCAAACAGGAAUUCAAUAGAUGUAGAGAACUAAUGAUGACCGGAGCAGAAAUUAAUAAAGUAAUUAUGAGAAAAUUAAGGUACUUAAAGAAUAACAUGCCAGGUGUGGUGGUGCACACCUUUAAUCCCAGCACUUGGGAUGUAGAGGCAGUUGGAUUUCUGAGUUCGAGGCCAGCCUGGUCUACAGAGUGAGUUCCAGGAUAGCCAGGGCUACACAGAGAAACCCUGUCUCAAAAAAAAAAAAAAAAAAAUAACACAAAGAUCAAGCAAGAGAGUGUUUGUUCUUUGAAAAUAACAAAGUUGACAAAUGGUCUAACUAGCCAAAAGAAAACAAUAAAAUCAGAGGAAAAAAUCAUAGGAAAAGUUUUAAAAGUAUAAUUAGGGACAAAUUUGGACUAUUUCAACAAGUUAAAAAGCAUAAAGAUACUAAUGAAUUUUUAAACACAUAUGACCUACUUAAAUGAACCAAGAGAAUACAGAUGACCAAACACAGUCACUUACAAAUAAGGAGGCUAAAGUAGUAACAAAACACUUCACAGCAAGUAUAUUCCUGGAACAGGCAGAGACACUGCCAAAUUCUACCCGAUCUCCAGAGAAACAACUCCAAUAUAACUAUUUUCCAGAAAAAGGCCUCAAACUCCAAAAGAAAAGAAAAUACUGAUAACAACAAACAGAAAGAAUAAGUAAUUUAUAUUAUUGAAAAUAGAUCCAAAAAUUUCAAGAAAUAGUUGGAAAUUUGAUUCACUACAACAGUGAAGUGAUUGUGUACCACUGUUAAGUUGGUUUUAAUCCAAAGAUUCAAUGAUGAUUCAGCAGAUACAAAAUUUAUCAUUUUUAGUAAAAGUUGUGAAGAAAUGAAGUAUGAGAGGAUUAAAUUUCUAUGUGGCAUUAUUAUUCCCCUAAACAGGGCAGUAACACACUACUUUCUGUUUUUAAUUUAUACCUUGGUUUUUGAGACAGGAUCUUUCACAAGGAACUGCAGCUCACCAUGGGACUGAUUGCCUAUUGAAUCCCAAGGAUUCACCAUCUCCUCUUCCCCAGUGCUGAAAUUCGAGGAAUCUGCUACCAGGCAGGGCGUUUUACCUGGGUACUAGGGGCUAGACUCAAACUUCUUUUCUUGGAGUGGGGGGUAGGAGGAGGGAGGGUGUCGAGACAGGGCUUCUCUGUGUAUCCCUGGCUGUUCUAGAACUCACUUUGUAGACCAGGCUGGCCUUGAACUCAGAAAUCCACCUGACUCUGCCUCCCAAGUGCUGGGAUUAAGGGCGUGGGUCACCACUUCUUAAAUAUGCAAAGAUGAUCUGGAAUUCCUGAUCUUCCUGCCUCCACCUCUGGAGUGCUAGGAUUAUAGGGUAUGGUGCCAAGUGAGACUUCCACAAUGUUUAAUGGGUAAAAACAAAGCAAAGUCAAACUAUAACUAGGACCAUGAUUGCACAAGCUGCUAUAAUCUCCAUGGUUCCUGAAUAAUUGUGUAUAGUACCCCAGAAUUUGACAAAACUAUUAAAAAAUUAAUAUUAAAACUCAUUAGUAGGCAGUUAUUACAUUUAUACAUAUUUAAAAUUUAAGUCAAUGUAACUGAAAUAUAUUAAUUGUGUUAAAAUUUUAUUAUUGCAUAAGUACAUUUAUAUGAUUUUUAUAUUUUAUAAAUAAAGUAAAAAUAUUACAAAGAAAAUGAUAUAGCUGGAGAGAUGGCUUGGUGCUUAAGAGUAUUUAGUGCUCUUAAAGAGGACCUGGGUUCUGACACCAUACAACCAUCUGUAACUCCAGGUCCUGGGGAACCACUAGCAACUGCACAUAUAUGGAUUACACUCACAUAUCACACACAUACACAUAAAUAAAAGUAAAAAUUAAUACUUUAAAAAUUAUUGUGCCUCAUAGUGCUUAUCUGUGUAUCUAUUAGUGUAGAGAUUGUCACAGAAUGUAUUCAGUAAAUAUUUUUAGUUCAAUGAACAACCUACAAUAAUUCCUCACAGUUGACACAAAUAAUUUGUCCUGAAGAAUCGUUCCACAGUGAAGAGAUUUAUAAACAACUGGAAAUGGCUGGCUGCCUUCAGGGAGGGAUUCCAGAGAGUAUGACUUGCAAUUACUGAACUCUCUGACCACAGCCUUUCCACUUUGAAUUUAACCUUUACUGAUACUGUUAAAUAUGUUUGCUCUCUGUACUGUAAGGAUGUUUUCUAAUAUUGUAAAUUACCUUCACCUAUUCAAAUCACAACUGGAAAUAGUUUGUCAACCUAUGAAAAAAUUAUGAGAAAAAUUAUCCAAAUAACGAAGCUAAAAUAUUCUAAGAUAAGCUUAACUUAUUUAUAAAUAAAGCAUUAAAAGUAUUUAUAUUAAGCAUGUGAAGACCUUGAGAAAUUUCUCCGGAAAAACCUUUCCCUGUAGGAUGUGGGAAAUAUUUUUAGGACUCUAACUUCAUGAGGUUAAGAAAAUGAGGUUUAAAGGGUGUGUUUGAAAAUUAGUUUCCUUUUAAAUUUGCUCUCAUAGUAACUAUAGAAAACUAAAUAAGGCUCAUGAUUUUAAACAUGUUUUUACUGUAGUAAGCAUUCUUGAAGGAGACAUAUGUUUAUAUAACCCAUACUGACUCUUCUCAGUUGAAAGGCAGAGCCUAUAGAAUAGAUUUUCUGUUCUGUAAAUAUAUUUACCUUUUCUUUUAAAAAGUCUCAUUUUAUUAUUUCUCGUUUGUGAGGGUUUCACCUGUCUCUCUGUCUGUGUACCCCAUGUGUGUGACUGGUGCUCCCUGAGGUCAACAGAGGGCUGAUCCACUAGAACGCAGUUACACACAGAUUUGCACUGCCAUGUGGGUCCUGGGAAUCUAACCCCAGGGCCUCUGAACCAGCAGCCAAUGUUCUUAACUACUGAGCAAAUUCUCCAGCACUUAUUUCUUUUAUACACAGACAUAUUGGACACUUCUCCUCGAAAAUAAUAUGGAACACAGAGUAUUAGUAUAGGCUUCAGCUGUAAGAAAGGCAGCAUAACUUUCAAAGGAUAACAUUAGAUUAAUCCAAUAAAGCAAAGAGUUUACCUUGCCACAAAGUAAAUUUUUUUUUUUAUUUUGUUACCAAGAUACCAGUCCAAUAAACAUAAAAAUACAAGCCUGGGACCAUUCAGACUAGCUUGCAUGUGUGUUUCUGGGCUGAUUACUUGAUAUUGGAUAACAAAUCAGGACUCAUCCUGGGGUAGAGCGGCUCCUACUUUCAGCAGCUAAGAGCUUUUAGCCUUUCCUCUGGAGGUGGGGCCCCACCUACACUGGGAUAUCAACUAGUGUUGGAAUGGUUUAGCCCUUGUGUAGGCAGGCUUAGAGUCUCAGACACUUUCUGGUCCUCUGGUUCUUAGCACAUUUCUGCUUUCUCUUCCAUAAUGCUUCCUGAGUCUUAGGCGCAGGAGUUGUAUUGUGGUUGUAUUUGUAACACUCUCCUACAAAAGAAACUUCUUUGAUGAGGGACAAGAUCUACAUUGAGUAGGGAGAUACUAGUGAGGAUUGAUAUCCUAGAGGCACACUUUCCCCUAGGUAUGGUGAAUAUAUCCAUUUAGCAUAGAAAGAAUCUGAUAUGGAAUCCCCUUUUGGCCUGUAAAGUGCCAUUGCAAGCUUGUCUGAAUGGAGCAUGGUCCAGUUAAUUAGCUGAACAUGAUUUCCACGUCAGAAAAGUCAAUGAAAUUGAGCUGAAGUUCUUCCCCACUAAUGAUUUGAAAUUUGUCUUAUAUCAUUGAAAAAUAAAACAUAUGUAAAGUAUUUCCUAGAUGGUCUUCCUCCCUCCCUCCCUUCCUCUGUCUCCACCUCCCUCUUUCUCUCACUUUUUCUCCCUCCUUCCCUUCUUCUCCCCUCUGCUUGUCUUCUCUAUAUGUAUAUGUUAUAUGUAUGUGUAUAUGUAUGUAAUAUAUAUAUAUAUAUAUACACAUAUAUACAUGAGCAUACUGGUGGACUUGCAGUCCCUCUUAGUUAUCUUCCACUCUCAGUUAUCACCCUUGCUUGCUCUCCAUGUAUCUCUGUAUCUCUGAUACAGGAUGCUUCAGAGCCUGAAGGUCAUUAAAUUAGACUUCAGCACUGUGGUGACACAGAGAGGUACACUACUGUGUCUAGAGUUUAUGAGGUGCUAAGGAAUCUAAACUCAAGUUUUGGUCCACUCUAUUGAUUGAUCCAUGUCCCCAGACCUUGAGAAGAAAAUGGUUACUUUAGAAGCAGGCAUUGCUGCAGAUACGCCAGUGUAAAGUGAUAUUUCUGUAGUCAUGAGGCAUUGUACUCUUCAUUACCAAUGUAUCUAUUUUAAAAAUAAUGCACACAUGCAUAUAUGUAAAAAUACAUAUUUAUGUAUUUAUUUAUUUGCAUCCCAAAUGCUGUCCCCUUUCUGUUCCUCCCUUGCAGACUCCCUUUCCUUCACCUCUGAGAGGGCAAUUCCCUCACAAUCUCCCUGCCCUGGGUUAUCAUUUCGCUCUCCCAUUUUCUGUCUCAGCCUCUGUCUUGAACAGGCACACAUGCAUAAAUGUAUUAAUACAACCUCUUGAAUCCAUUUAAAGUGUUGCUUAUAUGCAUAUGAUUUCAGGACUGACCAUUUUGUAUUGGGUAGCCAAUUAACGCACUCAUCCUUGGAAAAGCUAAUUCUCCAUCUCUCAGCAGUCUUUACUUGCCUGUAGUUCUUUGUUUAGAAUAGGGACCCCAUAGCAUAUUUUCUCCUUCCACAUAUUUUCUGCCUGUCUAUUGAUAUUGCAAUUGUUCAGGUCUUGUUUAUGUAGUCAUUUCUUUUUUAUUUUCAAAUAUAUUUUUUAAAUUUUUUUUAAUUAGGUAUUUUCUUCAUUUACAUUUCAAAUGCUAUCCCAAAAGUCCCCAGACCCUUCCCCCCCCACUCCCGUACCCACCCACUCCCACUUCUUGGCCCUGGCUUUCCCCGUACUGAAGCAUAUAAAGUUUGCAAGACCAAGGGGCCUCUCUUCCCAAUGGUGGCCAACUAGGCCAUCUUCUGCUACAUAUGCAGCUAGAGACAUGAGCUCCGAGGGUACUGGUUAGUUCAUAUUGUUGUUCUACCUAUAGGGUUGCAGACCCCUUUAGCUCCUUGGGUACUUUCUCUAGCUCCUCCAUUGGGGGCCCUGUGUUCCAUCCAAUAGCUGACUGUGAGCAUCCACUUCUGUGUUUGCCAGGCCCCGGCAUAGCCUCACAAGAGACAGCUAUAUCAGGGUCCUUUCAGCAAAAUCUUGCUGGUGUAUGCAAUGGUGUAAGCGUUUGGAAGCUGAUUAUGGGAUGGAUCCCCGGGUAUGGGAGUCUCUAGAUGAUUCAUCCUUUCAUCUCAGCUCCAAACUUUGUCUCCUCCAAACUCCUUCCAUGGGUGUUUUGUUCCCAAUUUUAAGAAGGGGCAAAGUGUCCACACUUUGGUCUUCAUUCUUCUUGAGUUUCAUGUGUUUUGCACAUUGUAUCUUAUAUCUUGGGUAUUCUAAGUUUGGCCAUUUCUAUGAAAGACUGUUUCAGAAGACAUUCCGGUAUUCUGAUUCUUACAACCAUUUAUUAUUUUUAGAUAGAUCAGUAGAAAUAAUCAGAAAUCAGGCACUAUAAUUCAUCAAUACAAUAGAGGAAAACAGAUUUGUGAUCAUCUCAAAUGACUUGGAAAAUCAUUGACAUUCUUUUUACUCCUAACCAAGAAUUUAUUUGCAAUUGAUACCUGAAGGGAAAACCAGUUUUCUUCAAUGGAGUGUCACUGGCCCACAAUUCAGCACAACGAUGGUCAGAAGUGGCUGGCCAACACAAAAUGUACUCCAUGUGGGUUUUUUGGGGGGUGGGGUGGGGAUGGGAGUGCUUGGUUUUUGUUUUGUAUUGCUUUUGUCUUACUCCUUUUUUUGUUAUGAUUUUCAUUUUUGUUUUGUUUUUAAGAGAGAAAGGGAAAGAGAGAGAAAGAGUAUGAAAUUGGGUAUCAAUGGCAGUGAAGAGGAUCUGGGAGUAGUCAGGGGGCAGAUAUGAUCAAAAUAUAGAAUAGGAAAAGUAUUUAUUGAAAGAAAAAUAAAGGAAUAAUUGAGAUUAUUAACCAUGUGGGGAAUUCUAACCAGAACAGAAGUACAAGACAUAGACAGGAAAAGAUAAAGUAAAAUAAUUCUCAUGCAAGAUAUCCUAAUUGUAUAUUCAAAAUCUCCAAAGAUAAUUUAGAAAAAUCAUUAAAAUCAGAAAAUAUAACAAGAUCACUGUAUACAAGCACAGCACAUAAAAGCUUAUAAUAUUAUAUGGAUAUUAUUUUUAAGUUUUAUUUGUUUAUUUUAUGUAUGAAUCUGCAUGUAUACCUGCAUGCCAGAAGAGUGCAUUAGAUCACAUUGUAGAUGGUUGUGAGCUGCCAUUUGGUUCCUGGGAAUUGAACUCAGGACCUUUGGAAGAACAGCCAGUGCUCUCAAUUGCUGAGUCGUCUCUCCAGCUCUAUAUAUGGAUAUACUUAACAGCAAAAAUCAUGAUAAGAUGAAGUAAUGAAUGUAUGAUUAUACUAUCAUGAAAAUUUCAAAAAGUGACAUUAGUCUUGCAAUAAAUUUUAUUUUCCAUGAAAAGCAGGAUGACAGUAUAUAGGGAAGUAAGAUUUAAAUAAAUGGUAAGAUUAAAUUUCUUGUUUGGAAGACUUGGCAAUUGGCAAUUUUCAGUAAGUUGAUCUUUGUAUUCAGUGUAAAAAUCAAUAAAAUCUGUGUCAUUUUAAAAAGCA
Mus musculus (house mouse) is the source of this 10989-nucleotide messenger RNA. It is a transcript of the gene Hmgcll1, whose product is annotated as 3-hydroxymethyl-3-methylglutaryl-Coenzyme A lyase-like 1. The record is from RefSeq and is a predicted model, not a curated record. Gene Ontology annotation, biological process: ketone body biosynthetic process. Gene Ontology annotation, molecular function: oxo-acid-lyase activity; hydroxymethylglutaryl-CoA lyase activity; catalytic activity. The transcript has 8 exons. Bases 375 to 1193 code for a protein of 272 amino acids. Lineage: Eukaryota; Metazoa; Chordata; Mammalia; Rodentia; Muridae. Gene Ontology annotation, cellular component: membrane; cytosol; perinuclear region of cytoplasm.